AUGGGGACAGCGCUGCAGUUCAUCAGCCAGGAUGCGCAUGGCAUAGGUUCCUCGGACCGACGUAUCAUUCGUUCUCAUGUCAUGAGAGGCAAGACCGCAGGUAAACCACACCAUUCAACACGAAAAGGAGUUCCCUCCAUUCACGUCAGACGCAUCAUCACUGGGACAUCAAGCUCAGGGUUCUCGAAAUCGCGACAGCUACUCUGGAACGACUUAUGCCUAACGACAUUUCCUCAACAACUAGACUCUGAGUCCACCAAACUCAUGCAUCGAUGGUUCUUUGAUAUCAGUGAUGCGUUGUUUCCGCCCCAGUUCUGCUCGAAGUUUGAUAUGGUCAAGUCCAUAUGGGUGAACUGCAUCCUGGCAGACAAAGCAUACUUUCACUGCACGCUGGCGAUAUCAGCUUCUUACAUCAACUUCCUUGAGCGUGAAUCUCGAUUAUCUUUACAGACUUUCCAUCAUAUAUCGAAGGCGUAUGAGCUGGUCAAUCUGAAGCUCUCAGGCCCCGGAUCAAUUUCAGACAGCGCCAUAGCUGCCGUGAUUUGUCUUGUAAUUUACCAACAAAUACAUAAUCAGCUCACCGUUGGCUUAAUUCACCUUCAAGGGCUCUAUCGCAUGAUUCAACUACGAGGAGGAGUAGUCGAACUGAUGCAGCACAAUCGUAUGUUAGCGUUGAAGGCAUUGAGGCUCGACGUCGAGUUGGCAUUACAAAAUGGGUCUACUCUGUUCAAAAGUGACGAAGUGGCUCUUUGCAUGACGUCAAGCGAUUUUCAUGGUCCUAAGGAGCAGUCCCUCGGCGCAACUCCUAAGCUUUCAGAUAUUAUGCUCAAUGUUGUUGAGUUUGCCAGUGAUCUAAACGACCGAUCAAGGAAGGGACACAGGAAGCUCGAGCCGAUGAAGUUUACGGAAACACUAAUAUCACUUCUCUACCGUCUGAUGGAGGGCGCCCCUCUGAGACGACCAAACUCUGUGCCUGGGGAGCUUUCUGGGAAAAUGACACAUCUAGCAAUGCUGGCUUUCCUGACCUCUUUGCUUCCGGUGUACGUCCAUGAUUGCUCCAGUUAUCCUCUUCUUUCCGACUGUCUUCAGUACACUAUCCAGGGGUUCCAUUCAAACUACCUUGAUACUGAGACGAGUGGAACGUUAUUGAUUCUAUGGAGUCUGUUUAUUAGUGGCGUGUCUGUUCUGAAAUACGGCAAGCAUAACUGCUUGUUACUAUCCAUUUCAAAGUGCUGCGAGCGCCUGGGCAUAUCUGAUUGGCCGACUGUCCGUCGAAAGCUCAGUAGGUUUCCUUGGAUAUAUACAUUACACGAUAUUCCCGGCAAACGGCUUUGGGAGGCUGCCCAAAAAGAAGUACUCGGAAUUCCGGGAAGCCUCAAGGAAGUAGCUAGUUGA
Messenger RNA from Truncatella angustata, 1395 nucleotides. RefSeq lists its product as uncharacterized. The transcript is spliced from 4 exons. Lineage: Eukaryota; Fungi; Ascomycota; Sordariomycetes; Amphisphaeriales; Sporocadaceae. Bases 1 to 1395 code for a protein of 464 amino acids. The record is from RefSeq and is a predicted model, not a curated record.